GCUUUUUACUACAGUCACAGUCUGUUUUGAAGGCCAAACCAAAUAAUGCAAAGUUUCUAAAUAGCCAAUAAACUAGUGCUUAAAUUAUUUGAUUUACGCACUACACGAUAUGGAAUAUUGUAAUAUUACAUCCUAAAUAAAAAUCUGACAUUUGCUGACCAAUUAGGAUUACAUUUGCAAGAUCCAGUACUUAAUAUUCGAUGAUACCAGAUCGUGUACAGUCUAGGGCUUUCUUCAAACAACACCCCAGUAAAGACAAAAGACCUGUUCUUCAAACUUCGCGAGAAAGUAGCUGAUGGAUGAGGAAAGCGAAGAGGCAUGCCACACGAAGCGUCGACGUGCCUCAAGAGGCAUGUCACUAUUGCAUCUGCACAUGCCUCAAGUGGGACUGGUCACGUGGUCUAGCUGGUAUCCGUCAACCCCUUCGGUGGUGGUUACUGGUCCCCAAGGGGGUGGUGGUGUCGGUGGUGGAGGGGGAGGGACUAUGACGUCAUCGAGAAAGUUCAGUUUUGCCAGCCUGCGUCGGCUGUCCACCUCGACUCUUAACCGGAGUGACUCGAUGGUGUCCCUAUGCUACCGGGCCCUAUUCAACUAUAUCCAAGAUGAUAACAUUAUCGGACUGCAGACCUAUUUGGAGAAUAAGCGGGUGCUGGUAGAUGAUAGGGAUGAGAACGGUAUAACUGCACUUCAGUUUGCUGCGUUGAAGGGUAAACUCGCCAUUUGCCGAGAACUACUCAACCAUGGCGCUGAUGUCAAUUUGGAAGACAAUGAUAACUGGACAGCACUGCUGUGUGCAGCUAAGGAAGGCCACACUGAAAUCUGUGAGGAGCUUCUCAAUCAUGGAGCUAACAUUGAGCAAAGAGAUAUGGGAGGCUGGUCGUCACUUAUGUGGGCCACCUACAAGGGACACACGAGCACUGUGAGACUGCUGCUGGAUCGCAGUGCAGACGUGAACGCACACGGCAACUACCACAUAUCGUCACUGUUGUGGGCGGCCGGGCGAGGGCAUACGCACAUAUGUCGCAUGCUGGUCAAGCGAGGUGCCAAGGUCAAUGUCGGCGAUAAGUACGGCACAACAGCACUGACGUGGGCGUGUCGAAAGGGCAACCCGGAAAUAGUUGAAUGUCUUCUCAAAGCUGGGGCCAAUGUUGACACGGCUGGCAUGUACUCGUGGACACCCCUAUUAGUAGCCGCCAUGGGCAACCACGUUGAAGUGGUGAAUCAGCUGCUGGAGUAUAGGCCCAACAUCAAUGCACUAGACAAGGACGGAUGUACAGCAUUGACCAUUGUCUGCAAGGAGGGCUUUCACGAUAUUGCCGUCGCUUUGCUCAAUUCGGGCGCUUACAUUAAUAUUCAGGACCGUAGCGGUGAUACGAAUCUAAUUCAUGCUGUGAAGGGAGGUCAUCGUAGUGUGGUAGAAGCUCUACUAAAAAAAUAUGCUGACGUUGAUAUUCCUGGAAAGGAAAGGAAAACUGCCACUUAUACGGCAGUUGAAAAAGGAAACAUUCCAAUUCUGAAAUUACUAUUAGGUGCGAAUCCAGACUUGGAAAUAGCUACCAAGGACGGCGAUACCCCGCUGCUAAGAGCAGUCAGGUCUCGUAACACAGAGGCCGUUCAACUGUUGCUGGAGAAGAAGGCCAAAGUGUCGGCGUGUGAUAGGCGCGGAGACACCGCGCUGCAUGUCGCUAUGCGGGCUAGAAGCAAGGCCAUAGUCGAAGUGCUGCUAAGACAUCCGAAAAACAGUCAGCUGUUGUACAGGCCGAACCGGGCUGGAGAAACGCCUUACAACAUCGACAUGAACAACCAGAAAACGAUUUUGGGCCAGAUUUUCGGAGCCAGGAGACUGAACACCAAUGAGGACAAUGAGAAUCUGUUGGGCUACGAUUUGUAUAGCAGCGCCCUGGCCGAUAUCCUGAGUGAACCGUCGCUGUCAAUGCCCAUCACUGUCGGCCUCUAUGCCAAGUGGGGCAGUGGCAAAUCGUUUCUGCUCAACAAACUCAGAGAGGAGAUGAAGAACUUUGCCCGUCAAUGGGUGGACCCGACCUUCCAGUUCUCAUGGCUGCUUCUGGUGUUGCUCGCACACUUUGUGCUAAUUGUCGGCGUAAUUGUCACGCUAAUUGUCGGCAAUUGGAUGAUCGGCCUCGUGGUAACCAGUGCUAUUUUCCUACUUAUUUAUGCAUUCCUCGUUGUCAUCGGAUUCGGCAGUCAAAGGUAUAACUGGGACUGGCCUUAUAAUUUGAACGUGUAUCUGACUCAGAAGAUGAACGCCAUCAGAGUUGUGUUGCAAGUGAUGUUCUGCCAUCCACCAGGCAAGCAGUGGAGUGAUUCGUUAACAGCUCAGCCAAUCAGGUUCUACUUCACAGAUUUGACUCGAGUGAGUAGUACGACGGCUGGAGAGAACUCAGUGGUGCAGAUGAUUGGCUCCCUCUACGAUUCUAUUGAGAACGAUUACGGCGCACUCUCCACUAGGCUGUAUCGAGCCUUCCAGCCGAAGCCUUUGAAAUCGACAGCGAACUGGAGGUGGCGUAAACAGUGUUGUUUGCCGAAUGUGGUGAUGUUUGAAUUGUGCUUCCUUUGUGCGCUCGUUGCACUGUUUGUGCUCGCUGUCUACACGGUCGAUCUCAGGUAUCCCGAUAUCGUGAGCCCGGACGACCGUCUGACAGGGGAAGUGGUGCUGGUGUCGUGUGGUGCAGUGGUGGUGCUGUGCUUUGUGGCCAACAUCUACACUGUGGGCCGUCUGUUGGGCUCGCUGGUCUUCUCUCAGCGCCGACAACUGCAACGAGCCAUAUCCCGGCUGGACACGCUCAAGUCCGAGGGAUUUCUGCAGGCUCUGCGGGCGGAAGUCAGCCUUAUGACUGAGAUGGUGAAGUGCCUGGAUGCGUUCACACAGCAGCAGACGCGACUGGUGAUUGUGGUUGACGGCUUGGACAGCUGUGAACAGGACAAAGUGCUGAUUGUGCUCGAUGCCAUACAUGUGCUAUUCUCAGACGCCAACACUCCGUUCAUCAUCAUACUGGCCAUUGAUCCGCACAUCAUAUCAAAGGCAGUAGAGCUGAACAGCAAACGGCUGCUGACCGAGUCGAACAUAGGCGGCCAUGACUAUCUGCGCAACAUGGUGCAUCUGCCGUUCUAUCUGCAGAACUCGGCUCUGCGCAAAGUGAAAGUGGCUCAGAAGUCGGCGCAUCACCGUAAAUCGGUCACCACUCAGCCACCCUACGAGUCCAGCGAGGGGGCACCCAGCACCAGUGGGCUGGCACCGUCGGCGUCAAACCGUCGCCUGUCGACCGAGUCAGGCCUGAGCAGCCAGGAGAAACUGAAGCUGCCCAACCUGAGCGUGGCUCGCAAGGGUUCGCGCAAACUGAAGCUGAGCGAGAGCAUAGCAUCCAGCAUGGGCUCCAACCUGAACAGGGCGGGCGGGGCUCAUGACCUCACCAAGAUGCUGCUCACUGAUGACUAUUUCAGCGAUGUCAAUCCGAGGAGUAUGCGCCGGCUUAUGAACGUCGUCUACAUCACUGGGAUCACCAUGUUUAUGACACAUGAAACCGAAACAGCGUCAAACCGUCGCCUGUCGACCGAGUCAGGCCUGAGCAGCCAGGAGAAACUGAAGCUGCCCAACCUGAGCGUGGCUCGCAAGGGUUCGCGCAAACUGAAGCUGAGCGAGAGCAUAGCAUCCAGCAUGGGCUCCAACCUGAACAGGGCGGGCGGGGCUCAUGACCUCACCAAGAUGCUGCUCACUGAUGACUAUUUCAGCGAUUGCUAUAGGCUCUAUGACAAAGUUCGUCCGCAGAUUCCGAUGUCGAAAGAGGUAGAGCCACUGCUGGAGCUAGACAGAGAUGAACGCAAGUUCGACAUCUUUCUCUCCUACCAUCGCAGCAGUCUGCUGGUCAGCGACCUGCGUGUCUUCCUGCCGUUCACCAUCAACCUCGAUCCCUACAUCAAAAAGGUUAUCAAAGAAGACCAACAGAACCUGGAGGAAGCAGGCCUGAUGAGCCCGUUUGGGGCGGCUAGCGCAGGCGGGGCCGGUGCACCCCCUGGCAACCCCUGGCAACAGCCCCCUCUUGCCGCCCCGGGGGAGUCGUCGCUGUGGAAUCGCAAAGUGGGCGCACUCAGACGACAGAAGUCGCUGCAACGUCAUCAGGCCAAUGCGCAUGCCCAACAUAAUCAGGCUCCUCACAUCUAUGCCACCAAUCCGUGGCACCAACAGGUUAUUGCACCGUCUCCAGUUGUUCCUUCGUGGCCAGCUGAGGUUGUACAGCAGUCGAGGCCCCUCCACUACUUCCCUAUGGCACCCGCCAUUGCUCUACCGCCUCAUUUGUUUGAGUCUCGCCUAUCAGAGCUGAACGUGGACGGCGUUUGCGAUUUGAUGCUGAAAAUAGAAGACCUGCCCAAGCACAACGCACACAAGUACUUCCAAAUUGUUAAAUCCAACAACAUCUCUGGUCGUGUGCUGCUCUAUUGUGACAUGGAGGAUCUUAAGAAGGUUCUAAAUUCGUUGAAAACGCAGAACAUCGGAAUUUCGCAGACUGACAAGAGUGAGAGAGUAGUGACCAAGCAGAGCGUAAUGGAGAAACAGUAUCAGGUCACACUUGAAGAGCAGAUGAUUUGCGGCGCGCUGCAAACUCUCAACGAAGAGGCGUGCGAAGACGUCCUCGAGGAGAGCUCGUCGACAGCUGACGUGGCGGGGGUCGGAGAGACCCCUUCAGGGGGCCCCGCUUCGCUUCUCGUCCUGCCCGAACCAGAGCCAUUAAAUUUGGACCAGGUCAUCUUUGAUAUUACAUCUGAAAAUUGCGAGCAAGGAAGGCAUAGACAUAGAACCUCGAGCCAAGGUAGUUGCAUCUCAUUAGCCGAACAGAACGAGACAGAUGUUCUCAUUUUACAGCACUCCCCUCUGCACCCCACCAGCUGGACAGCCGCACCCUAUGAGAGUCAAAGCGAUUCGAGCUCGGUGGCCGAAGACACCCCUGUGCUACCGAGGAGGCAAAAGCCUGGCGAUUCAAAGACUCCAGCAGCCAACCCCAGACCUUCCUCGCUGUUGGUGGCCAUACCUGGAGAAGACGACUCCAGUGCACAGCAUUCUCCAGCGCUACGUUCCCUCUCGGCUGAUGAUGGAAAAACGACGUCAACUAAACAGUCAGUGUCACUGCUGGCAUCGUUUCUGGUGUCGAAAAAUGUGACCAGCGUCGCGGCGCCCUGCGUCACUGUUACGCCAGCCUGCAGUCUGGAGGCUCUAGCGCGCAUGCGCAACAACUAUAGGCAACAGGAGCAGUCUAGCGACGAUGAGAGCACGCCAUUGGUUAGUGAGAUGUCUUCCCCCACCACCACUUCGGCACUGACCACGCCCACCACAACCACCUCGUCGCAGCAGCCGGCAACAGCCAAUGGAGAGACAAAUCGCGGCUUUGGGGGCGGAGCUAGCGCCAUUGUAGCCUCGCCCACUUCACUGCGCUCGUCCAAUGACCGCACCUCGUCCAACGAGUCCAUCAGCAAGGUGUUGGAAAGCUGUGAAGAGUUGUACAACAAUUUGUCGCUGGUUGAGAGUCCAACGGGGGACCAGCAGCACUACACCAUGUCGCCACGUCUACAUGCGGCGUUGCCACGUCAGAACGCCGUCGAAACCGACGAUGACGCCACCAAGUGCACCUGGAACGACCCCGAAACCACCGUCUGAGUCAACCUAAUAUUUAUAUGCGAUACUUUGCUGACUUGUAAGUUUAGAAAUCAAGCAACUAGCAUGUAUGGUAAAAAGUUUGAAAUAACAACAGGUCUAAAGCUACUCAGAGAGAGAGAGUGUGUGUGUGAGAGAGAGAGUGAACAGUAAACUUGAAAUGAUAAUUUCAAAUACUGAAAACAAGACAAACUGAAAAAAUGACGUACUGAGAACUUGAUGAACUGUAAACUUGAAAAACUGAAAACUAUUAAAUGAUGUAACUGUAACUAUUGCUCUGUGGAAGCUUUUAUACGAUUGUAUAGGUUUCUUUAAACUUUAGCGAACAGUUGCUGAUUGAAAUCUCUCAUAUAACUGUACACAUUUCAAAAAUUACAAAAUACUGCUCUGUGAAUGCUUUUAUACCUCUCAUGAAGCGCAGCAACUUCAGUUACCCCCUAAGUAAUUGCUGUACCGUACUUACUGUAAUGUCUCCCUAAUCAAUUGUUGUACUGUACAAAAUCUGCCUUUGUUCACAGGCAAAUUCUCCUGUGUGAAAGCUUCUAUAUAAUUGCACAUGUUACAUAGCUGAUCAACGUUUAAAUGAGUUAAUGCUAUUUUAGAAUUGUAGAGGUUUCAUUAAUUAUAACGACCACCCCUGUGCUAAGGCUCAAAUAAAUGUGAUUGCAUGCUUUCAUAUGAUUGUAUACGUUUCAUAAGAGUCAAGUAUACCAAGAAAUGGAUAAAAUAUGAAAUUUAUGGUUAAUACUCCAUGUAAUGGAUUCAAAAUGUUGCUUUAGUUAGCGAAUCGGUGUUAUAUGUGUACUCUCCCACGUUUCAUAACCAAAGUUCCUCCUGUACACAAUCAUGUAUAUUCUAUAACUGAAGAAGCUCAUUUAUAUUAUCAAUGACUAUUUGAACUCUCCCAUGAGUAAAAAUUGUUUGCGACUAGAAACGUAUCAAUAUAAUUAUUGUAUAGAUUCCCUUACAAAAGCGAUGAGUGGCUUUAUCUAUGUAUACCUCUAUUUCAGUGUACUAUCUUCAAAAAUCGCUCAUUCACGUUGCUACAUGUGUAUGCUUCCAUUUGACUGUACAUAUUUAAUUCUAGACAAAAGUCGCUUUGCUGAGCGACUAGCCUUAUUGUAUUCGACGCUAGGAUUAUUUAUUAGGUGUACAUACAUGGUUUAACUAAUUAAUAGUAAAUCUGGUAAAAUAUAUGUUAUGAAUAUUGAGUAAGAUCCUAGUAGUUCAGCUUUGAAAUGCUCUAGGGCCCCCCGUUUGCACAAAAGCCGGUUAAAUUUUAAAUUUAAAUUUUUUGAUUAAUGUCACGAGAGCGAAUUAGAGAAGCCAUCUUUUCAAUAAAACCUUAUCUGAUUGGUUCUCGUGAAAUUAACCACGGUUAAAAUUUAACCGGCUUUUGGGCAACCGGGCCCUAGGAGUUGCAACCACUGUGUGAAGGAGCUAUUGAUGUAGAUGCGGUGACGAUAAUAUAGUUAUUGAUGUAGCCCACAGUCUCCACAGAUAAUUAUUACAAACUUGAAAUUAUUUUUGUAAAGCGAGAACAGUAUAAUGAAUUCAUUUGACUAUUUUUGAAUUGUUUGGAAGGCUGUAAACGUUGAAAUUAGCAUGUAUUUUGAAAAGCUGGGUGCUAUACUAUGAAAUUCUUGAUUUCAUGUUUGACAUACAUAGUAAAUAAUUGCAAAAACACAUGGUAAAUUGUAGAUAUAAAAUAUAGCUCUUGAAUGAUUUCUUUUCAUUCUAACACAUUUAUUUUAGAAAUUGAUGAAAUAUUUUGGAUGCUCUUCAAAUGUAAUAAUGUCUUCUAGACAUGGCUCCAGACAAAUGUAUAAAUUUAGUAAUCAAACUAAGUGCCGGUUACACAAAAAUUUUAACCGUGAUUAAUUCCACGAGAACCAAUCAGUGAAGUCAUCUGAUCAAAAAGACCUUCUCUGAUUGGUUCUAGUGAAAUUAAUAACUGUUAAAAUUUAACCGGCUUUUGUGCAACCGGGCCAAAGUGGAGCGGGCUAAAUCUGGUUUAAUAUUUCAUGUCACUACUCAGGUUAAAGAUUAUCGUACCAUCUAAUCUACAGAUAAUGAAUUUUUGUUGAACUUUCAAAUUGAAACCCUUACAUGAUGGAAACGAUUUACUAUUGUUGAAGUUGUAUGUUGUUGUCCUGUACUUAUAUCAUUUACUGAACUUCUCAUUUGAGAAUAUUGUUUGUACUUACUAAUUG
Molecule: messenger RNA, 7878 nt
Organism: Nilaparvata lugens (brown planthopper)
Lineage: Eukaryota; Metazoa; Arthropoda; Insecta; Hemiptera; Delphacidae
Gene: Arms
Product: kinase D-interacting substrate of 220 kDa B
Exons: 39
Coding region: 296-5668 (1790 amino acids)
Molecular function (GO): protein binding
Source: RefSeq, a predicted model, not a curated record